UUCCUUUGAAUUUAUCAGGAGAGACAGCGUGUUUUGAGGAGAAAGCGCCAUUUUAUAUAGGCGAGUAUAUUGCCAUUACAUGGAUAUGUGUACAGUUUCUUCUACUAUUCUUUGGCACGCUAGUAGACCUUAGUUGGUCUUACAAGCAAUCAAACGUCCACAGACAGUGUAGCUACGAAUCUGAAAGCAUGAACGCGAAUGUAGGUGGUGGCAAUAUUAAUUAUGGAUUUGAGAUGUCGGAGUUUAAUGAUAAAGAAAGCAAUAUGUCCCCGUGUGGGUCACCACAAGUCAUGAACGAACCAACGAGAGAUGGUGCAGAGAUGAGCAAUGCCCAAUUAACAACAAACCAAGCUCAAAUGAAUCUGUACAGCCCCCUGGUGGACGCGUUUUCACUAUUAUCUGCCGGCAAACAUCUGCUCAAUACGGAUCAGUCAGAAGAUGACUUUAGCAGCCUUCAUGGAAUCAGAGUAUUGAGCAUGUUUUGGAUCAUCCUACUACACACGCAUUUGUACAUGAUUACUGCUAUGGAUAACUACUUUGAAGCGUUCAAAAGAAGCACGUCUUUCCUCUAUCAGAUUCUUACAAAUGGAGAUGUAGCCGUAGACACAUUUUUUCUCAUGUCAGGAAUUCUGGUGACAUACUGGACCAUAAAGCGUCUGCAGACUAGAGGAAACUGUGGCGAUUGGUGGUUUUGGACCAGGUUUUACCUACAUCGAUGGUGGAGGCUCGCUCCUCUCUAUGGAUUUGUGAUUCUAAUUGCGUGUACACUACUGAUUCGAAUGGCGAAGGGACCACUUUACGCUCUACCCCAGAUGACCCUGGACAUGUGUAAAAGAAACUGGUGGACAAACCUUUUGUUUAUCAAUAACUUUUACCCUACUGAAGGACAAGAAAAGUGUCUUAGCUGGAGCUGGUAUCUUGCCGUCGACGUCCAGUGCUACAUUGUUAGCCCACUUUUCAUUCUUCUUCUCCACACAAGAAAAAGAUUAGGAAUUGCUCUAGUCUUAGCUGCUAUCGCGGGGUCAAUAGUACUAACAGGCUUGCUAUCUGCUCACUAUGGCUUACCCGUCACAGCGUUUGGAAGGCCGAGCAAGAAUACGACAGACGCAGCAGUAGAUUAUAUAUAUGAGAAGCCUUGGACGCGUUGCCCACCGUUCCUACUAGGCAUGUUGCUUGGUUAUACUUUCACCUGCAUGAAGACUCGCAAGCUAAAAAUAAACAUGGCCGUGGUUGUUGCUAACUGGUUCAUCUCAGCUGCUCUGAUGCUCGCCGUGCUGUUUGGAUUAUAUGACCACUACCAGAACCCAGGCGCCCAGCACAACGAAGCGGUCAAAGCUAUUUACAACGCCUGUCACCGAUGCGCCUGGUCUAUUGGUGUGGCGUGGAUCGCGUUUGCCUGCGAAACGGGCAAUGGAGGUGCAGUAGAACUCUUUCUGAAAUGGCGUGCAUGGAAGCCACUCAGCAGAGUUAGCUACGUUGUCUACAUUCUUCACCCGGCGCUGCUGCUUGUGUACUACUCCACGCGCCCAGUGACAAUGCAUUAUGACGACUGGCCCAUGCUAUACAACUACGCGGGAAUAUUGGUUUUUUCCUACCUCGUCUGCACAUUGCUCUACCUAGCCGUGGAACUUCCUCUGUAUAGAAUUGUGAAAACGGUGCCGUUUACUAUGAACAUUUUGACAGCACGAGGGCCAGCGAGACCGCGUACGAUCGCACCAAGCACACUAAUAUUAUGUCCUUGCCAUAACGAAGUCAUUAUUAAAUGUGCACAGAUAAAAAAUAACGCGGCACUUAGAGUUCUUAGUUUAUAAUCUGCUGUAUAACGAGUAACUGCAUAAUGUAUAAUGUAUAAUGUACAAUGUAUAAAUAGUAACUGCAAAACGAGCAAAAAUUCGUCUCGUUUCCAAUAAUGAACGUGUUAAGAUCGAAUCGAAGAGUUAAAAGUCAAAUUAGGAUAAUUCUAAAAUCUGAAUUAAAUCUGAAUUAGAAUCGGUUAUAGCGAUGUUGGCCUCCGCCAACAUUAUCAAAAGUUGUUGUUUUUUCGCUAUAACUGUGACUGCAGUAUCAAAAUACGAAUGGAUGAAUAUACUGAGUUGUUCUUUUGUUGUAAACAAAAUGUUUUGCAUACCAAUGCAUUGGUAUAGUGUAAAGCGAUAGUAAUAUAUAGCAUGUAGUAUAUCGUAAUAUCUGUGAAGGUACAGAUAAUGAGAUAUUCAUAAGAAUAAUAUAUUUUAGAUUUUCCGAGGUAGUACAUUCUAAUAGCGCAUGUGUGCGUGAAGAGGUAGCGUGCGCUACAACGCCGACCGACGGCGCCUAGUUAUCAGCGACACCUAGCGUCGUCGGUGGGCAUCGGCCAUAGAAAUAUAUAGAAAGCAUAUUAUAGCGACAUACAUAGAUACAUAUAUAUAGAGACAUAUUUCUAUGGCUUCGGCUAUGUAUACUCGUAGUGACGACAGAGCGUUGUGUUUCUCCUGGUAAUUUGUGAUCGUCGGUUACGGUGAGCGAAAAUGGUCGUCGGGCUAUAUCCUCGAUAGUCUGCAGUAAGCGUCGUAUACACUUCCCAGUUUGCAUUAUGUGUCGGCGCCCCAUGUUACUCAUGAGAAUACGUGAAUGUAUCCGGUGUACCUCGGCAGAGUUACUACGUGCAGCCAAAGCUGACAAAACGCGGUUUAUAUAGAGAGCUUUUUAAUCGCCUUCAAGUUCAGCGCAUCUACGUCCGCGGAUGUUUGAACACAACAGAAAUUACGUCUUUUUAUUUCCCGUGCGUAUCUCCAUAGACUAACAAUAUUGUUCGUCUAUGGUGUCCCUGACCACGUAAAAAUAUUAUAUUUCGGUAACGUUGAUUACUGUGCGAGUGUCAUUAUAACCGUGCUAGCUUAUAACCGUGCCGAACGACGAUUGCAGAAAAUAAAUAUAUGUGCUU
Molecule: messenger RNA, 2923 nt
Organism: Priapulus caudatus
Lineage: Eukaryota; Metazoa; Priapulida; Priapulimorpha; Priapulimorphida; Priapulidae
Product: nose resistant to fluoxetine protein 6-like
Exons: 13
Coding region: 189-1811 (540 amino acids)
Molecular function (GO): acyltransferase activity, transferring groups other than amino-acyl groups
Source: RefSeq, a predicted model, not a curated record